UGGAAACUAAUUUAUUAUAUAUACACACAUAUACAUAUAUAAAUGCCAAAAGUUGUUUUGAUUUUCCAGGCGGUGAACGCUAAAUCCAUGGUGGAGUUUCUCUUCUCUGCGGCGGCGCCGACUUCCGGAGGUAAGUGAGUCAACUCGUUCGUGUUUCGGAGCGUUACAGUCCUGCGAUCGGAGUAUUGCGGCGGCGGCGGCGGGGGCGGGGGAGCUGUGUUGUCAUUGGAGAGAGGUAGGGAGCAGGGAGGAUGAACGCGGCUGGGAACGGCGGUGUGGAGAGAGAGUACAUAACGAAACAUCACAGGCACGCGCCGGCGGAGAAUCAAUGCAGUUCGUUUCUGAUCAAGCACAUCAGAGCACCUGUUAACCUCGUUUGGUCAUUGGUUAGGAGGUUUGAUCAGCCACAGAAAUACAAGCCCUUUAUCAGCAGGUGCAUUAGUCAGGGAAGUCUUGAGAUUGGUAGUCUUAGAGAAGUUGAUGUCAAGUCGGGCCUGCCUGCCACAACAAGCACAGAAAGGUUGGAGCUUCUCGAUGAUGAUGAGCAUAUACUCAGUGUGAGGAUUGUUGGUGGGGAUCACCGACUUCGGAACUAUUCCUCAGUCAUAUCUGUCCAUCCAGAGGUCAUUGACGGAAGACCUGGAACUGUGGUGAUAGAAUCAUUCGUGGUAGAUGUGCCAGAAGGAAACACUAUCGACGAAACCUGCUACUUUGUUGAAGCAUUAAUCAAAUGCAAUCUGAAAUCUCUUGCGGAUGUUUCAGAGCGGCUUGCUGUGCAGGGCAGGACAGAACCCAUAGAUCCUAUGUAAAGAGCCAGAGCCCAGAGGCUAAAUUCACCAAGGAUAAAGCUUCACUAAGGCUUUUCAAUCUCUUCUGGAGCUUUGGAGGUGGUACACCAUUCAUAGCUACUCUUCCAUAUUUUGCCACUUUUACCGCUUCUUUCUUUAGCUGUGUUGCUUAGCUUUCAAGUCUGAGGUCAUGUCCAACUUCCUUCCUGUUCCUAGGUGUUCAAAUACCACAUGAACACAGCAUUUCUAGUCAUUUUAGACACCCAAUUGAAUGACAAGUACAAACAUCAUCACAAUCUGUCUCUUUUUUUAAAAAAAUUAUGUAACUGAUUGUGUAUGACAGACAUGCUUCACAGACACCUACAUGAUUCAUGCUUGUUGAAUUAUCUGUGAAAAGCUUUCUUUCUUUUUCAUGUGGCACUUCUAGCUGGCUUUUUUAAACCUGCAACCGUGUUAUAAUACUAGAAUCCAUUAUUUUGGUUUUC
Messenger RNA from Ipomoea triloba (trilobed morning glory), 1273 nucleotides. Its product is annotated as abscisic acid receptor PYL8. The transcript has 3 exons. The record is from RefSeq and is a predicted model, not a curated record. Gene Ontology annotation, cellular component: nucleus; cytoplasm. NCBI's taxonomy places the organism in Eukaryota, Viridiplantae, Streptophyta, Magnoliopsida, Solanales, Convolvulaceae. Gene Ontology annotation, molecular function: abscisic acid binding; protein phosphatase inhibitor activity; signaling receptor activity. The coding region runs from base 252 to 809 and encodes 185 amino acids. Gene Ontology annotation, biological process: abscisic acid-activated signaling pathway.